Molecule: messenger RNA, 639 nt
Organism: Cucurbita moschata (crookneck pumpkin)
Lineage: Eukaryota; Viridiplantae; Streptophyta; Magnoliopsida; Cucurbitales; Cucurbitaceae
Exons: 1
Coding region: 55-543 (162 amino acids)
Source: RefSeq, a predicted model, not a curated record
GUCUUUGAUUAGAGAAAUUCGUUUAAAAAAGAAAAUACACAGCCGUUGAUUCUCAUGGCGACCGGAAAAAACUGUUACGGUCGCUCCGAUUACCGUUUUCUCACCGGCCACCACCGCCGCCCGCACUCGUUCACGUCGGAGUUGUCGUUUGAAUUCAACGAAUCGGACAUUUUCAACCUCGGUAGUUCGGAGUCUCCGGAGAGGCGGAGAUCUCCAACUCCGGGGACGUCGAUAUCGAAGAAAGGUUCGUCGAAACGGGGGGAGGGCGGCGGAGGUGGAGCGUCGUCGCUGCCGGUGAAUAUUCCGGAUUGGUCGAAGAUUCUGAAGGAGGAGUAUAGAGAGGAGCGGAGCUCGGAAUACGAGGGGGAUUUGGAGGAGGAAAGCGACGGCGACGAGGAAAUGAGAGUACCGCCUCACGAGUUUUUGGCGAGGUCGAGAACGGCGUCGUUUUCGGUGCAGGAAGGAAUUGGGAGGACGUUGAAAGGGAGAGAUCUGAGUAGGGUCCGAAAUGCAAUUUGGGAAAAAACUGGGUUCCAGGAUUGAAAUAUCUUAGAAAUAAACCAAACCAUCACAAUUUUACGACAUGUAGUUUUAGCACGUAAAACAAAACAAAAACUGGGAAAGGAAGGAUUUCUCCGA